Messenger RNA from Notothenia coriiceps (black rockcod), 1603 nucleotides. Its product is annotated as AP-2 complex subunit alpha-1-like. Lineage: Eukaryota; Metazoa; Chordata; Actinopteri; Perciformes; Nototheniidae. The record is from RefSeq and is a predicted model, not a curated record. The transcript is spliced from 8 exons. Gene Ontology annotation, cellular component: membrane coat. The coding region runs from base 37 to 1056 and encodes 339 amino acids. Gene Ontology annotation, biological process: vesicle-mediated transport; intracellular protein transport.
UUUCAGGCCCUGCAGGCCCCUGCCUGUCAUGAGAACAUGGUGAAGGUUGGAGGCUACAUUCUGGGAGAGUUUGGAAACCUUAUUGCUGGAGACCCACGCUCCAGCCCCCUGGUCCAGUUCAACCUUCUCCACUCCAAGUUCCACCUGUGCUCCGUGCCGACCCGCGCCCUGCUGCUGUCAGCUUACAUCAAGUUCAUCAACCUGUUUCCGGAGACCAAGGCCACCAUCCAGGAGGUGCUGCGCUGCGACAGCCAGAUCCGCAACUCAGACGUUGAGCUGCAGCAGCGUGCUGUCGAGUAUCUGAAGCUUUCCUCCAUCGCUAGCACAGAUGUCCUGGCUACAGUCCUGGAAGAGAUGCCUCCCUUCCCAGAGCGGGAGUCAUCAAUCUUGGCUAAGCUGAAGAAGAAGAAGGGGCCCGGUACUGUGUCCGUGACAGAUCUGGAAGACAGCAAAAGGGAGGGCGGGGAGUUGAAUGGAGGGGGUGAGCGGGGGCCAGACACAGCGGCCAUGGCUUCCUCCAAUGCUUCCACCCCGUCACCAUCAGCAGACCUCCUUGGGAUUCGUUCGGCUGCCCCUGUUGGUGCUGCUCCAGCCAGUGCUGGCAGUCUAUUGGUGGAUGUGUUCUCUGAGGCAGGGCCUACUGCACCUUCUGCUGCUGUGAACGAUGACGGCUUCCUAAGAGAUCUGGAACAGCCCACCGAGACCUGUGACUCCCUAUUGGUGGAGGGUUCUGGUGACUCGGAGUCGUCAAAUCUGUGUGCAGUGGAGUCCGCAAAAUGUGUUCUGAAUACACAAACUCUCAAAUCAGCUGAAAGUCUGCACUCCCAUCUCAAAGGCAUUUGUUCCAUUUCUGAUUCAAGCUCUGCUCCUCCCUCGGAGGAUCCUGCUCCUCCUCUGCCUGAGGCAGACGAACUUCUUAACAAGUUUGUGUGCAAGAACAAUGGGGUUCUGUUUGAGAAUCAGCUUCUACAGAUUGGCAUCAAGUCAGAGUAUCGUCAAAAUCUGGGUGAGUGUUCUUCACAGAGAGAGGAGCGUCCUGCCAGGAUGCAGACAUGACAGACUCUGACAUGGGUUGUUGUUAUUGGUGGGGCCUGGCAGAUGGUGGAUGUUUUUCUGUUGCCUAGUCUACUGAUAUUUAGUGCUGGACAAUAUACCGACUUCUUUUAUAUAUCAAUAGUUUUUCAAACGGGAUAUAGGAUGAGAACAUAUGACUGAAAUCAAUAUAGUUUGAUGUUCCUCUCGUAAAGCCAUGUCGGUUUUUGCAUCUCUCCACCCUCACAUUCUCCACGGAACCCACUCAUGACCCAUGAAGUCUGUCACUGAGUCUCUGAGCGAUGAACCUACACCAUUGAUCUUUGCUCUAUCGAAGAAAGCUAUCCUAUUAGUAUAACACUAUUUAACAAGUAUUUAACAAUAUGAAAACAACUUGGCUAAUAAACCAAACACAUUCCAACCAUUGACCCAGCCUAAACUAGUCUUGUUUGCUUGUGACAUGUAGAUUUCACUUAUUAACAUAUUGCCCAUUUCCUCGAAAAUACAGAUAUUUAUAUUGUUCAUAUAAACUGCGUCAUAGGGCUGCUUGAUUAUGGCAAAAAUCAUAAUC